Molecule: messenger RNA, 1700 nt
Organism: Aspergillus nidulans FGSC A4
Lineage: Eukaryota; Fungi; Ascomycota; Eurotiomycetes; Eurotiales; Aspergillaceae
Exons: 5
Coding region: 269-1576 (435 amino acids)
Biological process (GO): protein transport to vacuole involved in ubiquitin-dependent protein catabolic process via the multivesicular body sorting pathway; protein transport
Cellular component (GO): membrane; cytoplasm
Molecular function (GO): ubiquitin binding; phosphatidylinositol binding
Source: RefSeq, a predicted model, not a curated record
CGCAAAGCACAAAGCCCGAAUGUGCCACUUGGACUUGUGACCAACUCGCUUGGGGCUGCCGCUUUCUUUCUGCCUGUGCAGGCGCUUAGUCUGGACUGGAACCUGGCUUGUGAGCCUAAACCACCCCAGAUGCCUCCAGCAUUUUAGCUGCUGCUGGUGGCUUCUUCUGUUUUUUUUUUUUUUUCUUCAUUCCUUUCCUUUCUUUUACUCUGCUUUAUUCCCAUCAAUCUCUCCUCUUAUCACAUCAUUCCUACUAGUCGCCGACAUAAUGAAGCGUUUACUCAGCAACAUCAACAAGCGACCGAGCACGAGUCGGCUGCGCGGCGGCACCGAAUAUCCGCAAGACUCUCCGGAAAGCGUCGUCCUAAGAGAAGUGACUGCCUUUUGCGAAAAGGGUCAGGGUCCGAACCAACCGCAAGGAGACGAGUUUGUCCAUCUGCCCAGCAUUGUCGAAAGUGCCGAGUCAAGCCCCAAUGCCGCGCGUGAAGCCGCUCAUCUUCUCCGAAAACUGCUCUCGUCGCCGAACUCGACCGCCGCCAAUAUCCAGUACAAUGCGUUGAUGCUGGUGCGCAUUUUGAUCGACAAUCCGGGACAUACAUUUAGUCGCAAUUUGGACGCCAGUUUUGUCACAGCCAUCAAGGAUUUACUUCGUUCGGAGAAGGAUGUAGGUGUACAGCGGUUUCUCCGAGAAACGUUGGAUGCCUUGGAAUUUCAGCGAGGUUGGGAUGAGGAUCUCAAGCCGCUCGUGGAGAUGUGGAAGAAAGAAAAGGCUAAAAUGAGUAAGACGUACACUCCGAAAAGUCGGUCGAACAGUUGGCGAGCGACCAUGUCGCGUCAGAAUUCGGAUAUUCAGGUUCGCCCCGAGCGUGUCGAUACCUUGCCGCCACCCGACGAGCUGGUUUCUCGUAUAUCUGAGGCAAAGACUACGGCGAAGCUCCUGAUACAGUUCGUGCAGUCGACCCCGCCGAGCGAGAUGCUCACGAACGACCUUAUUCAGGAAUUCUCGGCUCGGUCUCGAAGAGCGCAGCGCGCCAUCUCGAACUAUAUCCAUGCGACGAACCCCGCACCCGAUGAGGACACCUUACUGACGCUGAUUGAAACGAACGACGAACUAUCUGUGGCACUGUCCAAGCACCAGCGCGCCAUGCUUCAAGCGCGAAAAGCCCUCGGUCAGCAAACCCCGCCCGCAGAGACAGCUACGGCCACACAGUCGCCAGAGCACAGCGAUCAGUCAAUCACAGGCACGUCCGCAUCACGCCCGGUCCCUCCGCCUCCUGUGCCGCUACGAAGUCAAAGUCCUCCGCUUGGUGAGCCGGUAUCGCCCAUCUCUCCCGAAGCAACCGCCCACCGCAGCGCCACAACGAGAACCGAACAGUCUGACAUCUCGGUGUUAAGCGGCACCGGGCCAACUGCUCGUUUUGAGUACCGGUCGGAAGAUUACCAGGUGCAGAACCCGUUUGCGGACAACUACAGUAUUCCAUCGACCAUACCGACACACACUUAUGACGAACGAGAAAUCGAGCGAGAUCGAUGGAAUAAGACCCAGCAGCCGGGCCAGCAGCACCAGCAUUAUUAACCGAGUAUCCGAUUUUGAUUACUACAGUAUUCUUCUGGGCUUGUUUUCCGUGUUUUUGUAUUUAUACCCUGUGAUACCUCUUUGCGGAGUAUGAAUGAAUAUCUUGGAUACAAUUCCGCUUUGC